This is a messenger RNA of Dentiscutata erythropus, 1431 nucleotides long. The record is from the annotation of a GenBank genome assembly. NCBI's taxonomy places the organism in Eukaryota, Fungi, Glomeromycota, Glomeromycetes, Diversisporales, Gigasporaceae.
AUGUCUAAUAUUGGAACACAAGAGGCAACAAAAAAAACAACGACUUUGUUAAGUUGGUCUCUUCAUCAAAUACAAAAUUUCAAACAAUUAAUCGGCGGUGAGAGUAAAAAUCCGAAAUGGGAUUUAGUACUUCUCGGUGGUGCUCUGGGUUCUUUAUAUUCAUUUUUACAGUUUGUGGCAUCUCCAUUUAUUGGCACUCUUUCUGAUAGAUAUGGAAGGCGAAAUACUUUAUUAGUGACUAUGGUUUGGAAAAAAUUAGUUGCUUUUAUGAUUUCCGAUGAAUUUAGGAUCGGAAAUAUUCUUUCAACCCUUAUAUGGCUUUUUUCUAAAUCAUUUGGGUUGUUUGUAUUAUCUCGAAUUAUCGCUGGAUUAAGCGAAGGCAAUGUUCAAUUAUCAAUUGCAAUAAUCUCUGACGUUACUUCAAAAGAAACAAGAUCUAAAGGAUUGGCAUUAGUAGGAAUAGCAUUUUCUAUCUCAUUCACAAUUGGACCCGCUAUAGGCGCAUUUUUUUCUUCCAAAGAUUUAUCACAAAUAUUCCCUCAACUUGUUAAAUGGGGGUUAAAUCCUUAUUCUAUGUCUGCAUUAGUCGCACUAACUUUAUUGUGUAUAGAAACAUUAUAUUUAUAUUUAUUUUUACCUGAGACUGUAAACCAUUAUCACAGGUCUCAAAAUUUACAGCCUAUUGAUUCUAAACAUCACAAAUCAAAUUCAACAAUUUCAUAUCAACAAACAAAUACAGUAUCACAACGUCUUGCAAAUUUAACAAAUUUAAAUUGGAUUCACUUUCUAUUUUUAUUUUUCUUUUCUGGGAUGGAAUUUACACUCACUUUUCUGACUUUUGAUCUAUUUAAUUUCACUAAUAUGCAAAAUGGAGCAUUACUUGGAUAUAUUGGAAUAUUAUCAUCAAUCCUUCAAGGUGGAUAUGUUCGACGUAUGGCGCACGUAGUUGGUGAAAAGCGACUUGUUGUUCAAGGUGUAUUAUGUUGUGCAAUCUCUUUAGCUAUAAUUGCUGCUUUAACAAAGACUACAAAUGGAUUCAUGUGGCUUUAUGUCGGUGCCACUUUUUUAGCAAUCACAUCAGCAACGGUUGUAACUUGCUUAAAUUCCAUAGCAUCAAUGCAAUGUGAUGACUACGAUGGUGAUGAACAAAACAAGGAAAGCGUUUCAGCCAAAAAUAAUGAACAAUCAUUAAUAAAUAAUUCUGAUAAUUCUGAAAAGUUAACUCGUAUAGCUAAGGGACAAGCAUUAGGAAUGUACCGGUCAUUUGGUCAAUUAGGUCGUGCUGCAGGUCCAAUAAUGGCAUGUGGAUUAUAUUGGAUGGCAGGAUCUGAAAAAUGUUAUGGGUUGGGUGCUUUUUCAAUGUUGAUAAUAUUUGGUAUCGUGAUCGCUAAAGUUCCAUAUAUCCCUACCAAGAGACAAAAAUCAGAAUAA